AUGCAGAUUUUCGUGAAGACUCUCACUGGCAAGACCAUCACUCUUGAUGUUGAGCCGUCAGACACUAUCGAGAACGUGAAGGCGAAGAUUCAGGACAAGGAAGGUAUUCCCCCUGAUCAGCAGCGUCUGAUUUUCGCCGGCAAGCAGUUGGAGGAUGGGAGAACUCUGUCUGACUACAACAUUCAGAAGGAGUCUACCCUUCAUUUGGUGCUGCGCCUGCGUGGAGGGAUGCAGAUUUUCGUGAAGACUCUCACUGGCAAGACCAUCACUCUUGAUGUUGAGCCGUCAGACACUAUCGAGAACGUGAAGGCGAAGAUCCAGGACAAGGAAGGUAUUCCCCCUGAUCAGCAGCGUCUGAUUUUCGCCGGCAAGCAGUUGGAGGAUGGGAGAACUCUGUCUGACUACAACAUUCAGAAGGAGUCUACCCUUCAUUUGGUGCUGCGCCUGCGUGGAGGGAUGCAGAUUUUCGUGAAGACUCUCACUGGCAAGACCAUCACUCUUGAUGUUGAGCCGUCAGACACUAUCGAGAACGUGAAGGCGAAGAUCCAGGACAAGGAAGGUAUUCCCCCUGAUCAGCAGCGUCUGAUUUUCGCCGGCAAGCAGUUGGAGGAUGGGAGAACUCUGUCCGACUACAACAUUCAGAAGGAGUCUACCCUUCAUUUGGUGCUGCGCCUGCGUGGAGGGAUGCAGAUUUUCGUGAAGACUCUCACUGGCAAGACCAUCACUCUUGAUGUUGAGCCGUCAGACACUAUCGAGAACGUGAAGGCGAAGAUCCAGGACAAGGAAGGUAUUCCCCCUGAUCAGCAGCGUCUGAUUUUCGCCGGCAAGCAGUUGGAGGAUGGGAGAACUCUGUCUGACUACAACAUUCAGAAGGAGUCUACCCUUCAUUUGGUGCUGCGCCUGCGUGGAGGGAUGCAGAUUUUCGUGAAGACUCUCACUGGCAAGACCAUCACUCUUGAUGUUGAGCCGUCAGACACUAUCGAGAACGUGAAGGCGAAGAUCCAGGACAAGGAAGGUAUUCCCCCUGAUCAGCAGCGUCUGAUUUUCGCCGGCAAGCAGUUGGAGGAUGGGAGAACUCUGUCUGACUACAACAUUCAGAAGGAGUCUACCCUUCAUUUGGUGCUGCGCCUGCGUGGAGGGAUGCAGAUUUUCGUGAAGACUCUCACUGGCAAGACCAUCACUCUUGAUGUUGAGCCGUCAGACACUAUCGAGAACGUGAAGGCGAAGAUCCAGGACAAGGAAGGUAUUCCCCCUGAUCAGCAGCGUCUGAUUUUCGCCGGCAAGCAGUUGGAGGAUGGGAGAACUCUGUCUGACUACAACAUUCAGAAGGAGUCUACCCUUCAUUUGGUGCUGCGCCUGCGUGGAGGGAUGCAGAUUUUCGUGAAGACUCUCACUGGCAAGACCAUCACUCUUGAUGUUGAGCCGUCAGACACUAUCGAGAACGUGAAGGCGAAGAUCCAGGACAAGGAAGGUAUUCCCCCUGAUCAGCAGCGUCUGAUUUUCGCCGGCAAGCAGUUGGAGGAUGGGAGAACUCUGUCUGACUACAACAUUCAGAAGGAGUCUACCCUUCAUUUGGUGCUGCGCCUGCGUGGCGGCGCGUCUAGAUAG
This is a messenger RNA of Neospora caninum, 1608 nucleotides long. RefSeq names its product Ubiquitin, related. Gene Ontology annotation, molecular function: protein tag activity; ubiquitin protein ligase binding. The record is from RefSeq and is a predicted model, not a curated record. Gene Ontology annotation, cellular component: cytoplasm; nucleus. Bases 1 to 1608 code for a protein of 535 amino acids. Gene Ontology annotation, biological process: modification-dependent protein catabolic process; protein ubiquitination. The transcript has a single exon. NCBI's taxonomy places the organism in Eukaryota, Apicomplexa, Conoidasida, Eucoccidiorida, Sarcocystidae.